Messenger RNA from Stylonychia lemnae, 1731 nucleotides. The record is from the annotation of a GenBank genome assembly. NCBI's taxonomy places the organism in Eukaryota, Ciliophora, Spirotrichea, Sporadotrichida, Oxytrichidae.
AUGGAAUAUUUUAGUGAUCCUUACAAGCCAGAUAUGGCCAAGCUCAUAAUACUACUCAAAUUAAUAGAAGAGGGGUUUUAAACAGGCACACUAAGUAAAGAACAAACAAAAGAUUAUUACGUGCAGCAUUUCGCAUUUCAGAGAUUGGAGAUGAUCGAAAAUUUUACCAAGGCAAAUGAUCCAAUGGCAAUCUUAGAGCGGUUUGCUAAAAGUUCAAAUAUGUACAUAUAAAACGGAAUGCAAGAAAGAGAUUAAAUGCAUGUGAUUAAUAAACCUUUUAGAAAGUACUAAUUCAAAAUUUAAGAUGAAGAGCUGCUAAAAUAUAGACCGAUUCAAGUUAAAGAUUUAAAAAUUGAAGAGGUUCAUUAUGGGUCAUAUAUCGAAUUGAAGAUAGAUGGAAAACCAGCAUUUUUAAAAUCUUUUCACACAGUAUGUGUCGAUGCUAAUCUAAUUCCUAUCAAUUUAGAUGCAUAGCUUUAACAUAUGGUUAGAUGCAGCUUUGAAAAAAUGGACCAUAAGUAUGAUAUCAGACAUUUCUAAGAAGGUCAAAAAUUUGUUGUCCUUAAUCCCUAUUUCAGAUUCGGGGCUGAAUGUCACCCAUUCAUUAAAGUUGAUGACUCAGAAUAGUUGAUUUUUCUUGAUUAAAAUGAUAAAUUUGAGCAAUAUAUCAAGAGAGCAUAGCUAAAAUCUUAAGGUUACAUCAACACAUAGCAAUACGAAAAAGCUGUCAUUGAUAGCAAUAAAUGUUUAGAAAUUGACCCAGAAUCUAUGAAAAAUUUAUUCAGAAAAGCUAAAGCUCUCUCUUAACUUGGUUAAGAAUAGGAGUCACUUUAAAUUUUGAGUAAUUUGAAUCCUACUCUUCAUAACGAAGAAAUUUUAUCAUUCAUUAAUGAUGUUUAAGAAAGAAUAUAGCAAUAAAAAGGAAUCUUCGACUUUGGCAAACUUCUCAAGCAAAGUAAACUGUGCUAGCUUAAAUAAGAUUUGAAAAUUUAAGAUUAUUUUGGUCCUCUGCAACUAAAAUUAAACAAGGAAUAGAGAAGAGGAAUAUUUGCAAGUUAAGAUAUUAAAAAAGGUCAGCUAAUACUUGCAGAGAUGCCAAUCUACCAUAAUGAAAUCAAAUCUAUAACAGAUCUAUAAUUCUUCAUUAUGUAAAACUUCAUCUACCUUGAAUCACCUGAUCAUGUCCCUUUAAUUAGAAACGCUUAAUAAUCGAUGUUAAAUAAAAUGGAGGAGGCAAGAUGGCUUAAGUAUCUUGACAUUGGGCAUAAUUAAUAAUAAUUAUUUGAUUUAAAGAGAUUAAUAAAGAAGGAUAGAAUUGACAACGAUUUUGAAUAAAUUGGAUAUCAUUAAGUUAAUAAGAUAAUGCAGCUUACCAAAAGAGAUUGCAUUUAAGUUGAUAUUUAGUUUGGUCAAAAAUUAGAAAAAGAUUUUUACCCUUUAAAUUGCGUAUGGCCAGUCUUCUCUUUGAUUAAUCACAGUUGUGACAGAAAUGUCUAGAAUUUCCAGAUAGGUUUGAAUAAUUUUGUAGUAGCUACUAAAGAUAUUAAAGAGGGUGAGGAGAUACUAGUUAGCUUAACCCCUAGAUAUAUUCCCACAGAAGAGAAAUUAGCCUGUUGCUUUGGGAAAAAUCAUCCACUUUAUAUUGAAAUUUAAAAAUUCUUUAAAGGCUUAUUCCUAGAGUUAUUCAGAAAUGACGACAAAUUUUUUGAAUAGAUAUUUACUAGCUAGUGA